This is a messenger RNA of Papaver somniferum (opium poppy), 2417 nucleotides long. RefSeq lists its product as uncharacterized. The transcript has 2 exons. The record is from RefSeq and is a predicted model, not a curated record. The coding region runs from base 654 to 1787 and encodes 377 amino acids. Lineage: Eukaryota; Viridiplantae; Streptophyta; Magnoliopsida; Ranunculales; Papaveraceae.
AUCCACAGGAGAGAGAAAAACGCUUUUCCCACUGAAGCCAAAAACCCUUCGGGUUUCUUUUCCAAAACUCAUUUUUUUUCCCAAUCUUUUCAAUGAUUCUCUCAAUUCUGAGAGGCUAAUUAGGUAGUUCACUGGCCCCUACUGCAAAAGGUUAUGUUGUUCACAAAUCUAUGUGAUAUUGUAUUUCUUUUAGGGAUUUCAAGGAUUCAAAAGUUUAAUUGCUGAUUGAUUACUCAUAGGGGUUUUAUGGCAGAAAUGUUUGAUUACUCAUACGGAUUUGAUAGAUGUGAGCUACUAAUUGGUCUGUGCUUUGGGAGUUUUGUUCCAGCGGCUUCAUGUUUAUCAAGUUGGUUCAUGAAUCUCAACUUUUCCCCUGGUCUUUCCCCUUGUCAGUUUGAUGAUUCACCUACUUCGUAAUUGCUCCUCCGGUAACCUCCCUACACAUCAUGCUGGUAAUUGCUUAUUACCUCUUGGUUUAUUUACUUCACCUGAUUGUGUCGCCUGCUGCUGCAUCCUUUAGAACAGAUGUCAAGAUUGUAAGGUUUAAUCUCAAAAACACCUUUCCAAUCAAGUUUUUUUCCUCUGAUCUAUAUACCUGCAACAUUUUUUUGUUCCCUGGAACUUGCCGCAACACCCAUAACUUUAUUUAAAUUAUGUCCACCGCUUAUCAAAUUAUCAUUGAUUUCAUGUAUAAAUUCAGUUGUUUGCUACUAUUACUUACCCCCAACACCUUUAUCAAGACCCAGCUCUCCCAGCCCUUAUUACCCCUAUUAUUUUCCUAUCCUUUUUUCUUGCGGUUGCCUGUGAACCCAAACCUGAGUGUGUGUUGCUCUAAACUCUCCAUUACCAUGUCAUCUCUUUGGACCGGUGAUGUAAACAGACUUACCAAUUUUAUUCAAGAUUCCAUGAACCUGGCUGGUGGAAGGCACGACAAUUUCUCCCACAUACCCCAUGAGUUUUUAGCUGCUUCCAGUAACUUAUGGAGGCACUGUCUUAUUGGUGGUUUUUCUUCGAAAGCUGAGGUUAGACCUAAAGACCUCAGUCGUGCCUGCAAGUAUAAGUGGAGGAUUCAUGGAGAAAAAUGGGAUGAAAACCUGGAUAUCAAUGAUAUUUCUCAUACUCAUGAAGAAUUUGACAUCACGGUCCAUGAGUUCUACCCAGAUCAGAUUGCAGGUUUAGCUCCUGGCUUAUACUUACGUCGUAUGGGUGUCAUUGUUGCACGUAACUUACCCUUCCGAAGACCCAACGGACUGUAUUCAAUACAACUUCGUGUCAGAGUUGAUAUUCGCCAACCGCUACACUUUGGCACACAUGCUGAAUAUGGAGAAGGAGAAGAAGCAUGUAUCAAUUGGCUUGGAUUUGAAUAUCAUGAAUUCCCAACAGUGUUUUGCUCCUUCUGCCAUAGGGUUGGACAUAAAAGACAUGAUUGUCCAGAGAUUAUUUUCGCACAACAGCCUGCACAACAACCAGCACAAGGAGAGCCUUAUGUCAUUCCACCACUUGCAGAGUUAUUCCCUGACUACCGUUCUGGUGAAGAUGACAGCAUGGAUUACUCGGAUAGCCUACGCGUCCAUGCCUCCAACUCCCCAGCACAAUCGGAGAUUUCAAUCCCUGAUUAUGAUGAAUCAAUUACUCAAGACACUGCAUCUUCAGCCGCUUCAUCGAAUCAGAGGAAACCACCAAGUGAGGAGAAGAGUGAGAGCCAAAUACCAAGAGGCGAAACCCACCUCAUCUCAUGGACGUCAUCACCAAUGAAACCGAGAACUCUACACUGCCAUUUCUCAUAAGGGUUUAACUGAAGUUACUCAGGCACGAGAACAACUCAACAUGGAGGAUUACCUUGAUUGGAUUGCAACUUGGCCUGCAAACAAGAGACCAAAAUAUGCUAAAAUUGCUGCAGCCAACCCAUCCUAUCUUGUUGAUUUGUACCAGGCAUCCAGGGCGUCAAAGAAGCUGAAACCCCAAAACAUCCCGACUGCACUUUAGAUGGAUCUGGACAGUGAAGAAUCGGAUGAUGAUCAAUGUAAUGAUGCAAUGAAAGUAACGUCAUGUACUAACGAUGAUGAAGCUUCAUCCUCCAAAGCUCCCAAGCCGAAGCCGCAGAAUCCGUAAUUUGAAUCCCUGACAUGAAGAAGUAUCACAGUAAUAUCUUAAAAGCAACAUAACCUAGUCGUAGGGCCGGUGGACGCUAGUCACUUUUCCUGUUUUUUUGGUUAUCUAAUAGGCCCCUAGUAGUAUUAAUUUCCCUUCUGUUUCAGUGUACUUUACUUUUCCUGUUGUGUAUUGUGUAGUUUAUAUCUUUACUUUCCUGUUGUCUGUUGCUUAUUCUGUAUUCCGGUCCACUCAAAGUUUCUACUACUACUACUAAGUAGCCUUUGGUGUACCUAGAAGUAGUUUGAACUAAACCUCUGGUUUCU